AGCGGAAGUGCCUGGGCGGGGCUUGGGCGGCGGGGCGCCAUGCUGCUCUUCUGCCCGGCCUGCGGGAACGUGCUGGUGGCCGAGGAGGGCGCGCGCUGCCACCGCUUCGCCUGCACCACGUGCCCCUACGUGCGCAACGUCACGCGCAAGGUAGGGCGGGGGAGGGGAGGGGAGGAGGGGGGGAGGGAAGGAAGGGGGGCCCCCGCCCACCCCCCACCCCCCGCUGGACGAGAAGCAAGAGAGCAGCCAGGAGGCUUGGGCUUGACUGAAGACUGUGACGACAGGACUCCCACCUGCCCCCAGGUGGAACAAGAUGGGAGCCCCCAACAAAAGAGAACCCAAACUUUCAUUAGCUGCUCAUCCCCAGGUUGUUGCUGUUUAGUCGUGUCCGACUCUUCUUGACCCCCUGGACCAGAGCACGCCAGGCCCUCCUGUCUUCCACUGCCUCCCGCAGUUUGGUCAAACUCAUGCUGGUAGCUUCGACAACACUGUCCCACCAUCUCGUCCUCUGUCGUCCCCUUCUCCUUGUGCCCUCCAUCUUUCCCCACAUCAGGGUCUUUUCCAGGGAGUCUUCCCUUCUCAUGAGGUGGCCAAAGUCUUGGAGCCUCAGCUUCAGGAUCUGUCCUUCCAGUGAGCACUCAGGGCUGAUUUCCUUCAGAAUGGAGAGGUUUGAUCUUCUUGCAGUCCAUGGGACUCUCAAGAGUCUCCUCCAGCAUGUUAAAAAGGUAAAGGUACCCCUGCCCGUACGGGCCAGUCUUGACAGACUCUAGGGUUGUGCGCUCAUCUCACUCUAGAGGCCGGGAGCCAGCGCUGUCCGCAGACUCUUCCGGGUCACGUGGCCAGCGUGACGAAGCUGCUCCGGCAAACCGGCACCAGAGCAGCACACGGAACACCGUUUUCCUCCCCGCUAGUAAGCGGUACCUAUUUAUCUACUUGCACCCGGGGGUGCUUUCAAACUGCUAGGUUGGCAGGCGCUGGGACUGAGCGACAGGAGCUCACCCUGCCGUGGGGAUUCAAGUCCUAGGCGCUGAGGCUUUUACCCACAGCGCCACCCGGGUCCCAGCAUGUUACAGCCCCCCAAACUACAUCACUCAUACAUCACGGUUGCAUCAUGAAAGGGGAGGUCUGGUGGCAUUAAUCUGAGCAUCCUGGACCCGGCCCCAUGGUUCUCCUUGCCCUCCACCAAACACCCAUCAAGUGGAACAAAAGAGAUAUUUACAUUUCCCUGUUUCCCAGCCAAGUUAAUCACACCCUUUUGUCUUCAUCUGGGUUUGUGAUUUCCGUAAUGGCUACCUGUCUGGCACUCAGGUAUCAGGAUGCCAGGAAUUAUCACUCAGGCAGAGGGGCUGCUGAGUAGCUGAGCUCACAUGUCUAUAUGAAUUUCUGAAGUUUUCCCACUGGAAGGACAGAUCCUGAAGCUGAGACUCCAAUACUUUGGCCACCUCAGGAGAAGAGAAGACUCCCUGGAAAAGACCCUGAUGUUGGGAAAGAUGGAGGGCGCAAGGAGAAGGGGAUGACAGAGGAUGAGAUGGUUGGAUAGUGUUCUCGAAGCUACCAGCAUGAGUCUGACCCAACUGCGGGAGGCAGUGGAAGACAGGAGUGCCUGGUGUGCUCUGGUCCAGGGGGUCACGAAGAGUCGGACACGGCUAAACGACUCAACAACAACAACAAGCAGAGGCCCUUUGAAUAGAUAGGAAGAAACUGUGAUGAAGUGUUUUUGGGGACAAAUCACAAAAGUCACAAAAGUGAUUGUGCUGAUUUUGGUAGUGGGCUGCAUGUGCAUGAUAUCUGCUGGAGGGGCAACCCCCCCCAACCUAUACAUAAAUUCCUGCAACACUUUCAGGUGACGAGCCGGCGCUACCCGAAGCUCAAGGAGGUGGACGAUGUGCUCGGAGGGGCCGCCGCCUGGGAGAACGUGGACUCCACUGCAGGUGCCAAGGGGGGGGGGUGGGAUAGGGGGCCGGGGCCUCCCAGAGGGGAGUCGGGAGGGACCCCCAGGGGUCAUCCAGGCCAACCCCCUUGCAGGCAUUGCGGGGAUCGAUCUCUUAUCCCGGGUUUGCCCCGCUGUCCCCCUGCCCCACCUGCAGAUGCUGCCGGUCGGGACAGAACCUUGGAGCCCCCUUUGGAAGGUGGAACCCAUAAUAAUAAUUUAUUAUUUCUACCCCACCCAUCUGGCUGGGUUUCCCCAGCCACUCUGAGCAGCUCCCAAAAGAAUAUUAAAAACAUGAUAAAACAUCAAACAUUGAAAACUUCCCUGUACAGGGCUGCCUUCAGAUGUUUUCUAAAAGUCCGAUAGUUGUUUAUUUCCUUGACAUCUGGUGGGAGGGCGUUCCACAGGGCGGGUGCCACCACCAAGAAGGCCCUCUGCCUGGUUCCCUGUAGCUUUGCUUCUUGCGCUGAGAAGGUUCUGACCCCCGUGACUCUGAUUUAAGAGGGAGCUCAGGAAGCUGCCUUCUGCAGAGUCAGAUCCACCUGGUUCAGCGUGGUCAGCACUGGCUGGCAGCCACAGAUCCGCAGGGUUCCAAGCAGGGGAUUUUUCUCCCAGGCCCUUGGGGAGAUGCAAAACAAGAGCCCCACUUUUCAGGUUGAGGGUCCUCAUCAUCUCCAGCCUCCACCAGCCUGGGUGCUUGAGGCUGCAGGAGCCGCCCUCUGGCCCGUAGGGGGAGAUGCUCCACCACCCACCGGGUUCUCACACCCUCUUCUCUGUCUCUCUCCCUCCCACAGAGCCGUGCCCCAAGUGUGAGCACCCACGGGCCUACUUCAUGCAGCUGCAGACGCGCUCGGCUGACGAGCCCAUGACCACCUUCUACAAGUGCUGCAGCGCCCAGUGCGGGCACCGCUGGAGGGACUGAGGAGCUGACUGGGCAACUGGGGUGUGGGUGUCUGCUACUUUGUACAUAAUAAACAGUAU
Molecule: messenger RNA, 2911 nt
Organism: Podarcis lilfordi (Lilford's wall lizard)
Lineage: Eukaryota; Metazoa; Chordata; Lepidosauria; Squamata; Lacertidae
Source: the annotation of a GenBank genome assembly